AUGGCAACUUGCAAGGACUCGGGCCAUUCAAAAGUGGCCAAUUUUUCAGGUUGUGUCGGACCAGAUCCGAUUCGUCAAUCUUCACGAGAAUGA
Molecule: messenger RNA, 93 nt
Organism: Botrytis deweyae
Lineage: Eukaryota; Fungi; Ascomycota; Leotiomycetes; Helotiales; Sclerotiniaceae
Exons: 2
Coding region: 1-93 (30 amino acids)
Source: RefSeq, a predicted model, not a curated record